AUAAGCCCGUUUAGUUUAUUUUUUGGCGUAACAAAUUGAGACAUGUAUUAUCUUGACGAUGAUGUUUCGUCUUCGAAGGGGUGUUGAAGAGCGUUCACGCAGGUGGUGUAAACAGCGUCCAUACGGAGAUUUUGGCUGUUUUAAAGAAUUCUAAGAUUUUGUGGCGGGACGACUAUCAGGCUUUAUGCUCUCAUCCAAAAUGGAAAACUCAUCUGAUGAGUACAGGAUCCAGUCCUUUGAUUUCGACACACAGAUGUUACUGAAAACAGCCUUAAAAGAUCCAAGUUCAGUAAACUUGGAGAAGGUCUCCAGUAUCAUCGUUGAUCAGUCCUUGAAGGACCAGGUCUUCAGUAAAGAGGCUGGACGCAUCUGCUACACGAUCGUGCAGGCGGAGGCGAAGCAGAGCAACGGAAACGUGUUCAGGAGGAACUUACUGAACCGACUCCAGCAGGAGUUCAAGGACCGCGAAGAGACGCGGACACGCUCGCUGCAGGAGUGGGUGUGCUACGUCACAUUCAUCUGUAACAUUUUCGACUACCUUAAAGUGAACAACAUGCCGAUGGUGGCCCUGGUUCAUCCUGUUUAUGACUGCCUGAUGAGGCUGGCCCAACCAGAUGCUCUAAUGAAUGAAGAGGAGGUGGACUGCCUGGUGCUGCAGCUGCAUCGCAUCGGGGAGCAGCUGGAGAAGGUGAACAGCCAGCGGAUGGAUGAACUGUUCUUCCUGCUGCGGGACGGCUUCCUGCUCCAGGAGGGCCUCUCCUCCAUGGCCCGUCUGCUGCUGCUGGAGAUCCUGGAGUUCCGGGCCGGAGGCUGGCUGCUCAGCAGCACCGCCCACAAGUACUACUACAGCGAAAUCGCUGAGUAGAGAGAGGCUGAUGAGAACUGAGGAACCCUGAACCUCUUGUCCUUUGUCAUUUCUGACUUUGAAACCAGCAGUUUUUUGAUGAACAGAAGCAGCGUUCAGGUAAUCAGUGGAGUCUCUACGCUGUACAGAGACUUCAGUUCUCGCUGGAUUACUCCCUGCUUUUGAUAAUAACCCAGAGAUGUGGUGCGGUGGAUGUGGAACGUGCAAUAGUUUUUCGACAGGUUGAAGUUCAGGAGGUUUCGCCACAUUCUGGUGCACUUUGAUUCGACGUUUAUCUUUUAGGGAAGAUGGAGACAACUUUUGUGAAUUUUUUUUUUCCAUCAUUCCUUAAGUUUAAGUUUACCAAAUCCAAUAGGUGACAUUCCAGUCAGAUGCUGAUUUGCUUUAAAGGACCAGUGAAAAAGAUUUUGUUAGCAGUUACUUUGCGAUCCUCCUGAUGUUUAAAAGACCUGUUCUUUCAUAUGUUUCAACCGUAGAAGGACGUACCGAUGGAUGAUUAAAAUGUCUCCCUAAAUUCUUCAUACUUAGUUAAAAAUGUUGUUUUAGCUUUGAAGUUAUGUUCUGUUGGAUUCCCGUUAUUGUUUGUCAUUUGUUGCACAGUCUGAAUUCAGGGAGCUGUUUUUCUUUUUAGAUAUCUUUCAUUACACCUUUAAGAAAAAGACCAAAAGAAUUGGUGACAAUAUUCAUACAAUUUUUCUACAGAUAACUCAUUUUUAAUAAAAUGACUAGAUUUCUGUUUUUGCUAGUUGAACCUUGUACUGCAGCAUCACUCAGCUCAGACAUUUUCAGAUCUGAACUUUGUAUGAAGGUGCUCGAGAAGCUGGUAUUUCUAGCCAUUCAUACAUGUGCAGGUCAGUAAUGAGUCUUCUUUUUUUCUACUGUCAACACUGUGCAUCUGGACAGUUUUAGUUUUCAGUGGCAGCUUUAGGGUCUCCAACCAUCUCUGUGCUUUGGAUUAAUGAGACACUAAUAUAGUAGCAAUACUAGCUUAACUAAGUUUGUUUUUUGUUUUUUUAUGGCCUCUUCGAGCCAUCUGCCUCAACAUGUAGUGACAUUAAACAUAAAGUUUGAAAUUUCACAAAAAGAAAUUGAUCCUGAGUUUUGUUUUUUAUUAUGUUGAAAAAAAUUCAUUUACAGUUUUAGGGUUUGUCCCCAUAGUCAGCCCAUAAAUAAAACCAAAUAGUUUAUUAAACUGUAAAUGAGUUAAAUACCAACCAAGUUCAAAUGUAGAAAUGAGGAUGUAAAUGACUAAAUCCUGCUGCAAUAUGUAUAUUUUCACUCUUUGCAAAUGUUUUCCAUCUGUUACAUUUUUUUAUGGUUGGGUUGUACAUUUUCUUCAAUAAAAGUUUUCUUC
Messenger RNA from Salarias fasciatus (jewelled blenny), 2219 nucleotides. It is a transcript of the gene mif4gdb, whose product is annotated as MIF4G domain containing b. The record is from RefSeq and is a predicted model, not a curated record. The coding region runs from base 185 to 865 and encodes 226 amino acids. Lineage: Eukaryota; Metazoa; Chordata; Actinopteri; Blenniiformes; Blenniidae. Gene Ontology annotation, biological process: regulation of translational initiation. Gene Ontology annotation, cellular component: cytosol. Gene Ontology annotation, molecular function: protein binding; translation activator activity; RNA binding. The transcript is spliced from 6 exons.